AUUUUAUCGACGGCAAUACGCGAUUUUAACUCGUGUAACUUUAUUAAGUUGAUGUUUUGCUCGAGUUUCUGUCAUAAGAUAGAAUAAAUUAUAGAGUACACGUUUUAUUGAAGUUAAAUUUGAUUUAUCCACGUCAGGAGAUUAAUUGUAGUACAUUUGUAGCACGAAACGCCACAAAAUGUCGCCGAAACUGCGGUUUCUAGCUGGUUUUUGGUGCUUAACAGGUAUUUUGGCUUCUAAUGCGCAAGAAUGUGGUCGACCCCCGCUAAUGGAGAACAGGAUCGUGGGAGGGAUGGACGCCUCGGACGGGGCUUGGCCGUGGCAGGUGGACAUUCAGAAAGGCUCUGAUGGUCAUGUCUGUGGAGGCUCCAUCAUCACCGAGAACUGGGUCCUAUCAGCCGCACACUGUUUCCCCAAUCCGUCUGACGUGAGCGCUUACAUCAUCUACGUCGGCCGAUACCAGCUGAACAACUACAACCCGCACCAGUCCGUGCACCGUGUGAGCCGGGUGGUGAUCCCGUACGGCUACAACGAGCCUCACAGCGGGAAAGAUGUGGCGCUGGUGCAGCUGUCCAGCCCGGUAACCUGGUCAGAUCACGUCCGUCCCAUCUGCCUGCCCGCCUCUGGCACCUCGUUCCCAGGUGGCAUGAUGUGCUAUGUCACCGGCUGGGGGAACAUCCGGGAAGACGUCCCUCUGUCUGGAGUCGGGACUCUGCAGGUAGUGCAGGUGCCAAUCAUCUCCCAGAGUUCAUGUCAGGAGAUGUACCAAACGGACCCGAAGGAGCAGGUGGACAUCCUGUAUGACAUGAUCUGUGCUGGAUACCAGGAGGGCGGCAAGGACUCCUGCCAGGGAGAUUCAGGAGGGCCCCUCGUCUGCCAGAUGGUGAAUGGGACCUGGGUGCAGGCCGGGGUGGUGAGUUUUGGUCUGGGCUGUGCUCAUGAAAACAAGCCAGGUGUGUAUGCCAGACUGACUAGCUACUCAGGCUUCAUCACCGACACGAUACCAGAGAUCCGACUGCACGGCCGAGCUCAUCAGAACUGGUGCGGGAGGGCCGUCAUGUUGCUCAGCGUUCUGUCCACUCUGCUGACGCUGCUUCACAGAUGAGACGCUUAAAAAACUGGAUUUUACGGAGGCCGAAUGUAAAGGAGUGUGAAUGAAGGAGAUUAAUUGUGAAUGUCUAACUCAUUUCUAAAGUGGUCCUGAAUAGUCCAAAUAGAAAUCUGUCCCAUGCACAUAAAGCCAUAUUGAACUUAAAAUCCUAAUUUUUUAGAACUCUGCAUUAUGAGCUUUGAUUCAAAGUAGUUUUGAUAGGUUUGUAUUUUAAAUCAGAAUUAUGAGCUAAAUAAAUAAUGUCUUUUUGUAUUUGAAAUAAAUUGUUAAUUUGAUUC
This is a messenger RNA of Stegastes partitus (bicolor damselfish), 1389 nucleotides long. Its product is annotated as serine protease 27. Gene Ontology annotation, biological process: proteolysis. Lineage: Eukaryota; Metazoa; Chordata; Actinopteri; Pomacentridae. The record is from RefSeq and is a predicted model, not a curated record. The transcript is spliced from 6 exons. Bases 179 to 1105 code for a protein of 308 amino acids. Gene Ontology annotation, molecular function: serine-type endopeptidase activity.